AGUCUGCUGUUCAGUUAUAGCCAGCAGUUGCUGUCAAGCAACAAGUUUUAUAUGGCUGGUAAACUGAUUGCUUGGUCGAUAGCACACAAUGGGCCAGGGCCACGGUGUAUCAAUAGACACCUGUUCUGUUUGAUGUGUGGCCAGAAGACAUCUCUUGAUGACUUUGAUGUCGAGGUCUUCAUGGACGAUGACAUUAAACAGAACAUAGAAAAGGUUUCCAACUGCAGCACCCCAGAAGACCUGGCAGACUUGAAAAGUCACCUUGGGGACUGGAUUGCAGGCUGUGGUAUCCCUGACAUCUACACUGCCACACUACUUGAUGUUAAGAGGAUAAGGGGCGAGAUUGUAUCUCAUUUUGCGUUUCACAGGGUUGCCAGCAUGAUUCAACAGUUUGUUGCCGGUAUGGACUCGUGUGGUCAAUUCUGGCAAAUGGUGAAGAGAUGCUGGAAGCAGUUCCUUCCUGUAUUUACAAAUGCAGGAAAUAAACUUACAAGGAACAGCUUCCAGGAUCUCUUCACCAUUGGAUGGAGUCCAGCUGGAAGUAACAGACGUGAAGAAGAGGAAGCCACCAUCUUUCAGUGGGAAUGGUGGCUUAUGGCCAUUCAGGAGCAAGAGGUGGACAACACGUUUGAAGAGCUGCUGGUCUUCAUAACUGGGGCUGACUUACUUCCACCACUGGGGUUCCCACAGUCCUGCAACAUAGACUUUUACGAUCAGGAGCCGGGGAUGCGGCGCAUCCCAUACGCAUCAACGUGCAGCUUAUCCCUGUAUCUUCCAAGAGGUGUUGCAGAUGAAGAUCAAUUUAAAGAUCUUAUGAACGAUGCAUUAAAAGGAUCCCUUGGAUUUGGAAAGGUGUAGCUGCAUACAUGAACUGAUGCUGGGAAGCUAUGGUUAAAACCUGUGGCCUUUUGGGAUGAAGUUGUUAUUGUAAGUGUUAAAUGGGAUUGCUCCUGGCACUCAGGCUUCUUAAAGAUUUUACAUUUUAAGUGUUUUUACAAAUGACUAUUCAUUGUGUAUAUAGUUGUAUUUAUGGUCCAGUUAAGACAACUGGGGUAUGCAUGUAUCAAGCCAUGCAAAAUAAGUGGUGUUCAGAAAGUUUACAGUAUUGGGAGGAAAAUGACAAUUCAUCUAGAAAUAUUAGUUUGAAAGUUUGUUGUGGAUUGUUUGUUCAAUUACAGUACACUGCAUAGUGUGGGUUUUGUUUUUAAUUUAUUUUUUUCAAGAUGUACAACAGAUGCCAAACUUUGAACUGAAAGACAUUGACUGUUGUAAAAUAAAAUAUUAUAAUGUCAGUUCUCAUGGUGUCUUGUCUGUUUAGAAAUUAAAGUUGAGGCUUACCUGUUACUGUCCAAUACUGGUAUUGGGUUCCAUUGACAAGGGCUAUGUAGUACAAUUAUGUGCUUAAGUCAAGGUAAAUGGUUCAAUGAAUUUACCCUCAUCGGUUCUCAAACCAAGAACUCAAGAAUCAACUCAGACUUAAAAGUUACGCAUUCAUUUUAAUGCUUUCAAGAACAAAGCAGUUUUAACAAACUGACUUUAAACUUUGGUGUUAACUCUGAGAUUGGCAUCUGGCCUUUGACUAUAACCUGGUUAAAAAUCAAUUUGAGGACUCUGAACAUGUGUCAGUGUUGACCGUGAUAUUAUUUGGGUUAAACUGUUCGUGGGGGGAGUUUUAUGGAAACAUUUAAGACUUCUGCCUAAUUUUACAUUUAAAUAGUUUGACAUGAACUUUGUAGUGAAUUAUGUAAAUGUGGUAGAAUUAUGUAAGAGAUAAUGGCUG
Messenger RNA from Oreochromis aureus, 1780 nucleotides. RefSeq names its product G2/M phase-specific E3 ubiquitin-protein ligase-like. The coding region runs from base 52 to 858 and encodes 268 amino acids. The transcript has 4 exons. Lineage: Eukaryota; Metazoa; Chordata; Actinopteri; Cichliformes; Cichlidae. The record is from RefSeq and is a predicted model, not a curated record. Gene Ontology annotation, molecular function: ubiquitin-protein transferase activity.